CACCGACUAAAGUCAAAUCAUUCUGAAAUUAAAAGACAAUGAAAAGUAGGUUCCAGAAAUUCGAAUCUGAUGUUAUUCGGUCCCUUAGUGAAGGAAAAGAAAAGUGUAGAAUGCGAUUCUCCGUAUUCACACAUGCUUAUGAGUCUUGUGGGGGAUCCUUCUUCUGGUAUCAAAGUUUAUUGGUCACAGUGAAGGCACUGAGGGUCAGGGUCAGAUAAGUGAAUGGCGGUGGAGUACACAUGCUGCGAAACAGGGUUCUUCGUUCGCAUCCUAAUUGUGACUGUGUUAGUGCUAUUUGCUGGGCUGAUGUCUGGAUUAACUUUAGGCCUCAUGUCACUAAGCCUCGUGGAGCUUGAGGUUCUUGCCAAGUCUGGCAAACCUACUGAUCGUAAACAUGCUGCGAAAAUAUUGCCAGUUGUGAAAAGACAACAUUUACUGCUUUGCACACUUCUAAUCUGCAAUGCAGCAGCAAUGGAAGCUCUUCCAAUUUUUCUGGACAGUCUAGUGACAGCUUGGGGUGCCAUUCUUAUUUCAGUAACCUUGAUACUUAUGUUUGGCGAGAUUAUACCCCAAGCUCUCUGUUCGAGGUAUGGUUUGGCAAUUGGUGCAGCAGUGGCUCCAGUUGUUCGUGUUCUUGUUUGCAUUUGUUUCCCCAUAGCAUAUCCAAUAAGCAAAUUAUUAGAUUUCUUGCUGGGAAAACAACACCAUGCUCUGUUUAGACGAGCUGAAUUGAAGACGCUAGUUGAUCUGCAUAGCAACGAGGCCGGAAAAGGUGGAGAGCUAACACGCGAUGAGACAAUGAUAAUUACAGGUGCGCUUCAACUAACAGAGAAAACUGCAAGCGACGUAAUGACUCCCAUUACUAAAACUUUCUCCCUAGAAUUGAAUGCCAAGCUGGACAGGGAUUUGAUGAAUUUGAUUAUAGAGAAAGGCCAUAGCAGAGUUCCAGUAUAUUAUGAGAAACCAAGUAACAUUAUCGGUCUAAUAUUAGUGAAGAAUCUAUUAACUAUCAAUCCAGAAAACGAAAUGCAAGUAAAGAACAUCACCAUCCGCAAGAUUCCAAGGGUCUCCGAAACAAUGCCAUUGUAUGACCUACUAAAUGAGUUUCAGAAAGGCCAUAGCCACAUGGCUGCAGUUGUAAAACAUUUUGGUGAUGCAAAUUUGUCAGCCAAUGAAAGUCCAAUACAAGUGAGAGAAGUUAGAGUGGAUAUUUAUGGCGAAAGGAGUACACGACAGAAGAGUUUGAAGAGCAAAGGAUCACUCAAGAAGUUUAAGUGCUUACCAAACGAGGCAAAUGCAAGUACAAAAGGCAAGAGAUGGUCGAACAGCUGCCACUCCGAGGUGCUUCAAAUCAACGACGAACCACUGCAAAAUCUCUCUCCAGAGGGGGAAGCUGUUGGCAUUGUUACUCUCGAGGAUGUCAUUGAGGAGCUAUUACAGGAGGAAAUCUAUGAUGAAACAGAUCAUCGAGAUGUUAGCUGAUUAUCAAAGUACAAGACAUGCAAUAAAUUUACCCGUUGACUGCUCGGCAAUGUAAAAUUGCGAGUGAACUAGACCUGCUAUUUGGUUUUAAACUGUAUUGAACAUAAGGUUAGAUCGCACAGCAGCAUUUUAGAACAUUGGUUGGUACUACCAUUGAAAUUGAUGCACUUUUGAUUCGUAUAAACACAAUUAAGUAUUAGCCUAGUUUAACUUUUUGGUGACAAAAAUUCGUGAAC
Prosopis cineraria is the source of this 1718-nucleotide messenger RNA. RefSeq names its product DUF21 domain-containing protein At2g14520-like. The coding region runs from base 223 to 1482 and encodes 419 amino acids. Gene Ontology annotation, biological process: magnesium ion homeostasis. NCBI's taxonomy places the organism in Eukaryota, Viridiplantae, Streptophyta, Magnoliopsida, Fabales, Fabaceae. The transcript is spliced from 11 exons. The record is from RefSeq and is a predicted model, not a curated record. Gene Ontology annotation, cellular component: intracellular membrane-bounded organelle.